AUGAAGUUCACAGUGGAGCUCCACUGUGAAACCAACAACAAAGCGCACCACACCAACGAGAUCUCCGUGGACCAGCUGAUUGUGAGGCGAGGUCAGUCCUUCACUCUGACACUCAAACUGACGCAGGCUUUUCAAACUGAUAAGGACCAGCUCAUCAUCACGACAACCACAGGUUAGGAUUAUCCCAGUGAGGAGCGGGGGACGACUUGCCUCCUCUCUAUCCCAGACGGCGUGAAGCGUUCACCAAAAGCAAUAGCGGUGUGGAAGAUUGAGCUUGAUAAGAAAUCCUCCCCGAGGACGGGUGUCCUGGUCCUGACCGUCACCCCCCCAGCUGACGCCCCUGUAGGAAAGUACAAGAUGGUUGGGACUUAUAAAGGAGAGGAAAUGCUGCUGGCAUCGCUGACGAUGCUCUUCAAUCCUUGGUGUCGCGAGGACUGGGUGUUUCUGGAUGAUGAAAAGCAGAGACAGGAGUACGUGAUGAAUGAAAAUGGAAUAAUAUUCCGCGGAAGCAAUGACUACAUUAUGACUUAUCUCUGGGACUAUGGACAGUUCGAGGCGAACAUGGUGGACAUUUGUAUGAAUUUGUUGGACCUCAACCACAAACACGAGGACGACCCCGCUGAUGACAUUUCAGCUCGCUGUAACCCCAUCUACGUUGGCCGCGUGAUCAGCGCCAUGAUCAACAGUGAGGAUGACUACGGUGUUUUGGAGGGAAAUUGGGGGAGUUCUUAUGAGGGCGGACAUUCACCCAGUCACUGGACCGGUAGCAGUGCCAUCCUUACAAAGUGGCUCGAAAACCAGUUUCAACCAGUCAAAUAUGGGCAGUGCUGGGUGUUUGCCGGAGUGAUGUGUACAGUGAUGCGGUUUUUCGGAAUCCCCUGCCGCGUGGUCACCAACUUCUCUUCAGCUCACGACAACAACGCCAAUCUCAUCAUCGAUAGAUACCAUUCUAAACAUGGACUGUUGGAAAACAAAACCAAGGACAGUAUUUGGAACUUCCACGUGUGGCUGGAGGGGUGGAUGAGGCGGCCAGAUAUAUCAGACAACGGUAAAUACGACGGCUGGCAGGUUCUGGAUCCGACACCGCAGGAGCUGAGCCAGGGUGUUUACUGCUGCGGUCCUUCCCCAAAAGCAGCCAUCCUGAAAGGACACACAGGCAUCAAAUACGAUACUCCGUUUGUCUUUGCUGAGGUCAACUCUGACGCUGUCGAUUGGCUGGUCAGACGUAACGGUUCACUGGAGAAAAUAGAGUGUGUCACUGACUUAGUGGGUCAAAAUAUCUCAACAAAAGCUGUGGAUAGUAAUGCAAGGGUCGACAUCACCAAAACCUAUAAACCUGAGGAGGGAACAAGAAAAGAAAGGGUCGUCUUCAGAAGAGCCAUCAUCAAUCACUUCAAGCACCUUAAUAAGAUUAGAGAGGAGAAGAAGAGGGAGAAGGAGCGGAUGGAGACGAGGGAGACAGAGACGGAGACGGAAACGGAGACGGAGACGGAGACGGAGACGAGCGAGACAGAGAAUGUGUCCACAGCAGAGACAGACAGGGAAACAACUGAAGUCAUCCUCCCACCGCCAAAAAUGUCCAUACGAUUUGAAGAGGUGUCAAAGCCGAUUAACGGUAAGGAUGUGUGCCAGAAAUUGGUGCUGAGCAGUGAAAGUACUGCUGACAGGCCGCUGAUCAUCAACAUCGCCGUUCAAGCCAUGAACUACACCGGACACCUAGCUGGAAACAUUCAGGAUGAGGAGUGGGAAAAGACACUGCUGCCAGGAAAAGCUCUGACAAUGCCGAUCGUGGUCCCGUUCUCAGUCUACUCUAAGCCCAUGUUAGAGUGUGACAUCAUGAAGAUCUCAGUCCUGGUUAAAGACAAAGAGAAGCCAGACCACCCAUACCUGGGAGAGGUCGACGUUGUGCUGCUUGACCCACCGAUCUCCGUCACUAUUUUUGGUAACGUCAAACUGAACACUCUUGCAAGCGCAGAAAUCACUUUCAUGAACCCUGUGAACGAGACGCUGAAGAACUGCACUUUCACCAUCUCUGGAACCGGCCUCUGGAAAGGAGAGACGGAAGUCAAAUUUAGAGACCUUAAACCAAGCAGACAGGUACGUCUCAAGUUCUACAUCGUCCCUUACAAGUCUGGAGAGAGGACCCUGACUGCUGACUUCGACUGCUCACUCUUCAGAGACAUCAAAGGCCUGUGCACCGUCACCGUCAAACCCUAAAUCCUCGGGCUGACUCGGAAACAAGACAACUCAUUUAUUCAACUAAUUUUUGGGGUUCAAUAUGUUUGGUCUAGUACAUUUUUGUCUUUUGGGCACACAAAUUAAUGAGGUGUUCUCGGAUAAGAGAGCAUCACACCAUCCUCCUUGAACCUGACUUGUCCAGUGGUUCAGUCCAAGUAAUGAGUUCUCAGGGAUUUUCUAAAGAGAGGUGUGAACGACCUCAGAAAAAAAUAAAUGAAGAUACAUUUUCCUUUUGUAAAUUAAAGAUCAGGGGAAAGAAAUAAUUGUCCAGUAUAAUCUUGAAUGAAUUAAUGAAACUUUUAAUACCCCUAUAGGAGAAUUUGACUCGCACUGAGAAGCAUAAAUACACAAUAAAGGCAACAAAAGAUGUUGAGGGGGGGCAGUAGCUCAGUCUUGAGCAAGGCACCAAACCCCCAUUAGCUCUGGUGCGAUCCCUGUGUGGCAGCCUCACUCUGACAUCUCUCCACUAAUGCAUGUCCACAAGUCCUGUUUGUACAUGUGUCUAUUUUGGGCCUACAUGUGUGAGAAGCAUCUCUCAAUAACAGAAAAUCAGAAUAUCCCUCAGGGAUAAAUAAAGUAUGUCAAAUUAAAUUGAAUUAAAUACAGGACAGCACACAAAAACAAAACCAUGAAAAAGAUUCACAUGAUUACAUAUAAGAGAUUUCAACUUCAACAACUUCAGUAAAAUGCAGAGUGCAGAGUUCAUCCUGUACGAUCAGAGAUUAUUAAGCAGCUGAGUGCUGAGUGGUACACAGAUGUGACUCCUCUGUUAGUCCUCAUCCUGGGCAUUCUGUACCUGCGUCCUGAAGUCAAGAGUUCAUACUCAGACCAAAAGGGGGUACAGAGAGUCCGCUGUUGGCUAAACUCAGGGUGUACCAGUCUGUCAGGUUAGCAAUGCUGCAGUGAUCUUGCUGCCUAAUAGACUGAAACACUUAUAAAGCAAAAACUAACAACCAAACACAGAGCCCUCUUGUGUGUGUGCCACAUCUUCUGGGUUUAUAUUGAAAGCAGCAAAGAUAACGCCUGAAUGUUACAAAAUAGUUGGAUUUUAAGUGUUUAUUUACAUAAAAAGUAAAGUACAGACAUUAUAAUUCACUCCCUGAAAAUUGUUCCUAACUGACUCAGGAAAACUCUGUCAUUAAAGCCUGUUUACACUGCUAAUAAAACAAUAAAUAAUAAUAAUAAGACACAGCAGUAUUGCAGCCUGCAAGAUACAGUAUGCAUGGCGGCAGUAUAGAGGACUCUUCAGGUACCAACUCCUGUCAGAAAGUCAUGUCUGUAGGUGAAGAUUACCUAACACAGACCAUGUCGACAAUGUUUCUAUAUUUAGAAGUCCUCAGUCCUGCUGAGCCGGUGUAAACGUGAGCCCUUGUGGCUAAAAAAAAAAAAGGAAUAACAGGCCUAACAGCUU
This is a messenger RNA of Labrus bergylta (ballan wrasse), 3649 nucleotides long. NCBI's taxonomy places the organism in Eukaryota, Metazoa, Chordata, Actinopteri, Labriformes, Labridae. The record is from RefSeq and is a predicted model, not a curated record.